CAAUGUCCAAGGAGCUCGCCAACGUGGCCAUCGAGCGGCUCGCCGCCGAGCGGGCGACCGCGACGUUCACGACCGAGGCGUGCGUCGACCUCGUUCUUGGCACCAAGGCGUGGCAGGCGCGCAUGGCGUACCUUCGGUCGCUCAUCGAAGCACACCCGGUGCUCUCGGACCGCGACAUGAUGUACCGCAACCACCAGGAGCGGUAUAGCUUUGUGCUGCGAAAGAUCCGCGCGCUCGUGUCCUUUCUCCAAGAGCACCAAGUGACCGAUGCGAAAGAGCGCGACUAUGUCUGCGACCUUCUCGGUGAGCCGCUCCCGAUUGACGUCCACCGCGGGAUGUUUGUUCCAAUGCUCGAGACGCAGAUGGACGACGAGCAGCGCGACUACUGGCUCCCGCUCGCGCGCGAGGCCAAGAUCCUUGGCUGCUACGCACAGACGGAGCUCGGCCACGGCUCCAACGUCCAAGCUGUCGAAACAACCGCGAUCUACGAUGCGACGACCGAAGAGUUUGUCCUGCACUCGCCGACGCUCACGAGCCGCAAGUGGUGGCCCGGUGGCCUUGGCAAGACGGCCAACCACGCGAUCGUGAUUGCCCGAUUGACGCUCAACGGCAAGGACCGCGGCGUGCAGGCCUUCUUGGUGCCGCUGCGGGAUUUGACGACGCACGCCACGCUGCCAGGCCUCGAGAUUGGCGACAUUGGACCCAAGAUCGGAUUCCAGUCGGUCGACAAUGGGUAA
Messenger RNA from Saprolegnia diclina VS20, 737 nucleotides. RefSeq lists its product as hypothetical. The record is from RefSeq and is a predicted model, not a curated record. The transcript has a single exon. Gene Ontology annotation, biological process: lipid homeostasis; fatty acid beta-oxidation using acyl-CoA oxidase. NCBI's taxonomy places the organism in Eukaryota, Oomycota, Saprolegniomycetes, Saprolegniales, Saprolegniaceae. The annotation marks the transcript as partial. Gene Ontology annotation, molecular function: FAD binding; acyl-CoA oxidase activity; fatty acid binding. Gene Ontology annotation, cellular component: peroxisome.